Messenger RNA from Phasianus colchicus (ring-necked pheasant), 2265 nucleotides. NCBI's taxonomy places the organism in Eukaryota, Metazoa, Chordata, Aves, Galliformes, Phasianidae. The record is from RefSeq and is a predicted model, not a curated record.
AUGGAUGAGGGACCCCUCAAGCUGGCACAGGCCAAACGCCGGCUGGACCUGGAGGCGGAGCUUCGUGACCUAAGCAACCAGGCGGUAACGGAGCUGUCAAUCAACUCCGUGUGCCCCGCCCACCUCCUGCAGGUGGCGGCUUUGGGGCGGAGCCUGGCGCACGAAAGGGGGCGGAGCUUGGCGGAGGGCGGGGCUUUGAGAGCCCUCGAGAUCGCGGUGGGCGGAGCCAAAGCGAGAGUGGGCGGAGCCUUCCGGGCCCGGGAUCGAGCAUGGGAGCGGCUGCGCCAACAGCAGGUGGACGGGGCCAGCGAUGGGGGCGUGGCCUGCGAAUGGAUCGGGGAUAAAGGGGCGUGGCCUAACGUAACCCCGCCCACUCAGGAGGCGGGGCGAGGCUUGUGGGCAGAGCUUGAGGCGGCGCGUGCGGCGCGGGAAGGGGCGGAGCUUCGGGCACAGGAGGCGGAGUCACAAUGCCGGGAAAAAGAGGCGGAGCUGAAGAGGCUGCGGCAGGCAGUGGCUGCAGCCCACCAUGCCCGGCAGAAGGCAGAACAGGACCGGGAUGACAUCUCCACCCACCUGCCCCCUCCACCCCCACCCACCCCCUAUGGGUGCAGGGGGGACCAGGACCCUGCGGGGCUGCAGGCAGCGCUGGUGGAACUGCGGGAGCACAACUGGGAGCUGCGGCAGCGCCUGCAACAAAGGCACGAGGAGGCACAGGAGCUGCAGCGGGCACUGAUGGCUGCAAAAGCACGGACCAGGGCAGCAGCAGAGGCAAGGGCACAGCUGGAAAGGGAGCAGAGGGGGCUGCAGGGGAGGCUGCAGCACCCUUGGGUGCCCCCACACCCGACUGAAGCCACCCUGCGUGCCCGCUGCCUUCACCUGCAGGAGAUGCUGCAGCAAGAGGCAGGGGCGAGGGCAGCUCUGGGUCGGGCAGCGCGGGCAGCAGGACGGCAGCUGAGGGGGCUGCAGGCAGAGCUGGAGGAGCAGCGGCUGCGGGGGGAGCGGUACCGGCUGCAGGCGGAGGCCACCGAGGCAGCACAUCGUGCCCUACAGGACCAGCUGGCCGUGGUGACAUCGGGGACAUCCCGUGCCCACGCUCAGGGUCAGAUCCUUCGCCGGGCUCUGGAGGACAUCGGGGACGGCACUGCAGCCACUGCCUGUCAUGUGGCUGCACUGCGGGUCCGCCUCAGGUGGGACCUAUGGGACCUCAUUAUGGCACCCUAUAGCUCCCUAGGGCACCCUAAAGCCCUCCACAGCCCCUAUUAGAGCCCCUUACAGCCCCUAUAGCACCCUGCAGCAUCUUAGAGUCUCUAUAGCACCCUAUAGCCUCCCCACAGCCCCUAUAGCCCCUUAAAGCACCCUGUAGCACCUUAUAACUCCCCACAGCCCCUAUAGCACCCUGUAGCCCCCCACAACCCCUAUAACACCCUGUAGCCCCCUAUAGCCCCUUAUAGCCCCUGUUGCACCCUACAGCCACCCCAACAUUCCCUAUAGCACCCUAUAGCCCCUAUUGCACCCUACAGUCCCCCACAGCCCCUACAGCACCUUGUAGUCCCUAUAGCACCUACAGCCACCCCAACAGGCCCUAUACGGCCUGAUAGCCUCCUACAACCCCUAUAGCACUCUAUAGCCCCCCACAGUCCCUAUAUCCUCUUAUAGCCCCUAUAGCGCCCUACAGCCACCCCAACAGUCCCUAUAGCACUCAAGGGCCCCUAUAGCACCCUGUAGCCCCUCACAGCCCCUAUAGCACCCAAUGGCCCUUAUAGCACCCUAUAGAGCCCCACAGCUCCUAUAACACCCUGUAGUCCCUAUAGCACAUGACAGACCUCCCCACAGUCUCCUAUGGUGCCCCAUAGCACCCCACAGCCCUUAUAGUCUCUUAUAGCCACUAUAGCGCCCUACAGCCACCCCAACAGGCCCUAUAAAACCCUAUAGCCCCUAUAACACCCUAUAGCCCCCCAUAGCUCCUUACAGCCCCUGUUGCACCCUACAGCCCCUAUAGCACCCAAGGGCCCCUACAGCACCCUAUAGUACCCCACAGUCCCUAUAGUACCCUAUAGCCCCUAUUGCACCCUACAGUCCCCCACAGCCCUUACAGCACCUUGUAGUCCCUGUAGCGCCUACGGCCACCCCAACAGCCCCUAUAGCACCCUACAGCCCCCCACAGCCCCUAUAACACCCUGUAUUCCCUAUAGCACACUGCAUAGGGCUGUGUAGGGUGAGGGGGAUGUGUGUGUAUGUGGGGGGCAUAUGGGGCCAGAAGGAUGA